UGAAGGACUUGGAUGCAUUCUGAAACUAUCCGGUCAACCAGAGUGAUAAGUUUAAAGCAGUUUGGUGUGGUCCUCUGUCUGCAGACCUUGGUGCAUCCUGGCAACAACAUCAGUCAAUUCCUACUAUUGUGUGCUACAUAUAUACUUGUAAACCAUGUCGUCCUCACUGAACCUACCAACAGUGGCGAAGAACCCCAUCAAACGAGCUUCCGAACAUGCGCCAUUUGACCACAAAAACAUAAACGAAUGUGUUGGUCACUUGAGACAAUCUGUUGACGAUGUACUUCAAGUAGCGUCACUUGUCUUUGCCCACAACAUGACGGAUCACUACAGUAUUCAACCUACGGCACCCCCACCAGAGGGUGCAGCACAGGCAGCUAGUGCGUCCAUUGAGCACAGCCUAAUUGAGUUUGAAGAGAUGUGUGAUAAUGUAUACACCCUGGUACUCCAGACGCGCAAUCGUCUCUUGGCCCGAAUCAACGAUGACUACGGCCUGGGCUACGAUGUCAGCGCGAACAGUCCGGCGCAGGCGCCUCCCACGAGUGUGAAGAAAGAGGCAGGUGCCACAAGCACAACAGACGACAAGAUCAUGGCAGACGACAAGUAUCUAGCUUACUGCGCCACCAUUCUGUCACAGGUGACGAGUACGAUGGUCGUCAUAGACAAACUCACCGAGUUCGUCAACAAUACCACGUGAACUUUCCAUACUGGAAUGCACACAUGUUGAGUUGUGCGUAGCAUCGUACCUUGUUCGACCCCUCGUAGCUGCUGCCUGGCCUGCUUUACCCCAAGUCGGUCCGGCGAGGACAGCAUCAGCUCAGUACGUCGAUAACGGAUAUAUCAGACCAACAGUGUAUGUCACUGGGACUCUCAGGCUAUAGCACCUGUGCUCUUCUAUAUAGGGUGCACUCGUGUCCAAAUGUGCGGGACAAGGUGCCGCAACCAGGGCCGUCGACGCCCCGUCUUAGGCACUUUUCAGCCUUUUCUUUAACCCCAGGCUAAGGGGCAGCGCAGUAGGUAUACCAGCAGGUCAACUGGGGCUCACCUUGAGGUACGACGCUUGAGCACCUUUACGCGGUUGAGCGCUGAGUGACUGAGCUGGUUAUACGGUCCUGUCGAAUACGCAGUCCUCUUGCGCACUCCUCCCACUGUAUCUGCCUCGCGUUCGCAAUGUCACGUCGCGACAAAAGGGACGUGAGCUAGCAACCACAAUUAAACCUGUAUGGAUUCACCGCUCGUGCGUCCGAUGGCCCUAUGGCGUAAUUAGAAUAGAGAUAGUAUAUACGAAAUGAUGCACAAGUAUAUUCUCGUAGGUUUUGACCUCGCUGUUCAACGGAUUCACCCAUCCAUAAACCUCUUGCACGCGCUGAAUGGAUUGCUCGUGAAAUUUCCCCC
Molecule: messenger RNA, 1395 nt
Organism: Sphaeroforma arctica JP610
Lineage: Eukaryota; Ichthyosporea; Ichthyophonida
Exons: 5
Coding region: 155-697 (180 amino acids)
Source: RefSeq, a predicted model, not a curated record